AGAAAAGUAACGGUGGGGUCCAGUCUGCUCGACGCUCGUUGCCCGCGCACGACCUGCGCUAUGUACCGAUUCAAAUUUCGAAACUCGUACCACGUUUCGAGCGAAACCAAAUUUUUUAAAUAACUCUUUGUUUUUUUUUAAUAUGAACAAUCAUAAUCAGCCAGUUUCAUAUCUUAUAUAAUCUGUGAAGUGGCCAGACAACGGUAAUAGUUUAUUAAAGGUUUCAUUAGAAUUUACAAUCGUUUGUGUUGUGUUAUAAUUUGUUAUGAUCUACCGGAGUUAAAAUUCGUGGCCUAAUUUAAUUGGUCAUUCGUCGCCUGCAAUUAGUUCAAAGUGACCUGUUCCCCAAGACUUAUGGGACUUAAAUGGGAGUGAAAAGACUUAAGUGAAAAGUGAAAAAUAGUUCAUUUAUGCUAAUGAUGUGAAAGACGGUCGCAAUGUGGCUGCCAACGGUGAUGUGCCUCCUGGCACGCCUGGGAACGUCAGCGGGGGGUGGCGAGAGUAACGAACUGGAUCUCAAGAGGAGUGACAUCAUUCCAGUGAGUGAGGUUUCCGUGAGUGACUCCAGCUUCAUUCCGGACGUGAACAGCACCCUCUCUUCUGAAAACAUGGGUCAGCCGUACUUCGACAAUAGCACUAAGAGAGACUACACCGCGGCAGUAGGUCAGCCGGCCUACAUGCAUUGCAGAGUCAAGAAUUUGGCAGAUCGAGCUGUAUCCUGGAUCCGCAAACGCGACCUCCACAUCCUGACCGUGGGAGUCCAUACUUACAGUAGCGAUGCGCGCUUUGCAGCACUUCACACAGAUGGCUCUGAUGAAUGGACGCUCAGAGUUGCACCAGCACAGCCAAGAGACUCCGGCGGCUACGAGUGCCAAGUGUCCACCGAGCCCAAGAUCAGCUUGUCUUUUAGACUCACUGUUGUUGUGUCGAAGGCGGAGAUCUUGUCAGGGCCUGAGCUGUUUGUGAGAGCCGGGUCUGACAUCAACCUCACUUGUAUCGCCAGGCACGCGCCGGAUCCGCCAAGCUUCAUUUACUGGUACCGCGGUGCUCAUGUGGUGAACUACGCUCAGCGAGGAGGCAUCAGCGUGGAGACAGAACAAAGAACCCGAACCAGCAGGCUGCUUAUAGCACGAGCUUCUCCCAGGGAUUCUGGCAAUUACACGUGUGCUCCCAGUAGCUCUGAUUCAGCAUCAGUGGUGGUCCACGUGGUGAGCGGGGAGCGCCCAGCAGCCAUGCAGAGCAAGGCGAUGAGAGUCAACCCCACCCUGUCAUCAUCACUCAUCAUCAUCAAACUAACCCAGAACAAAAUCCUCACGAACACCCUCCAACAAACUCUAAUAUUCACACACAAAUUACUUUCAAAUCUAAUAAUAAUUACAAAACUUCUCUGGGAAUACCCUGUUAGGAGAUUCAUUACCAGAUGACCAAAUUAAAUUUGGACAUGCGUUUUAUUAAAUUAGUUAAUUAGAGUAAGACAAACUGACGUAUAAAGAAACGAAUUAUUAAUAAGUAUCCCAUUACUAGUUGAUAAAUGGUAUUCAAUUCGUAUCAUUAGUAUUGACAACAAUAUGGCUUCGUUUUUGACGGGAACUUUCGAUAAAUUCUAGUCUACGAACUCAACGUGAUAAAUACAUAUUUUGAAUUACCAAAUAUGGCGUCGAUAUUGGUUCAUUAGAAAAAUAUUUUAUAAAAGUUGUUUUCGAUCAGUACAAGUUUUGAAAACUCACUAAUUAAAAAGAUUACACACACAAAAUAUGACACUACUAUGUACUGAGUAAGCGCAUUUUAUAGUAUAAUAAAAAAAUAAUAAUUAUAUAAAUAUGUAUGUACCUACCUGUAUUUGCGAUGAGAAGAAUCAUGUUCACAUUACCUAACUGAUACAUGAAUUAAUCCCGGUUAUGAAGCUCCAAUUAUUAUAUAACAAACAACAUCCUAUUUCAAAUUCACACCAUUAACAACACCGAACUUUAUCAAAAACCUAUGUUUUUGAUAAAGAUUUUACUUAACCGUUUCUUUGAUGUAUCAUCAACUCGAUAUAAUUUAGCUGACUAAAACUGUUACUAAUAUACUUGUAAUACGUAAUAAAUUGAGAAUAUCAAUCCAUUGUAUAUACUAAAGUGUAAGGUGAUCCAACGAGCGUUUCAACUGCCGCCACAGCGGACUGUCAUUGCAACAAAGACAAAUAUUAAUUUUAUUACCACAAAACUUAUAAAAUAACUUACAAAAUAAUGAAUCAGUACUAGUUUAUUGUUAUCUACAUUAUUAAUGUUUGAUUUUAGAAACGAUUCCUAUCUCGAGAAAAUUUCGUUGUGGUAAUGGCAGCGAGGCUGCGGCGUUCGAAACGCUCGUACAAAUGUAAAUCGUAAAUCAAUUUGUACAGUACGAAUAUUAAAAUACAACAUAUUCUUGGUUUCAAACCUGUGCAUAGAUGAUUUGAAGAUAAUGUGAAAUAACGCGCGUUCACAUAUGGGUUUACGCCAAGCAUUUUCCUUGUUAAUACAUGUUUGAAAGGAAAUAUUAAGAAAAUUUCACAAAUUGUGUACACAAUAUGUAUAUGUAUUGCGUGCCACUUCAAUAGACAAGCUAUUGUAUCCCUCAUUUAAGUGAUAUUUGACAUCGUCUAACGCUCAGCGCUUAUCACGAGAUAAAAACAACUUCGCGUUAGAAAAGCGUCCGUGCGAACGAGGACGGAAAUCUAGGACUUAGGUUUUUAGGAGAAGACCUAAUUACAAAUCUAUGUUAACAGAUUAGAGGUCUGCAAAAAAAAAAACAAACAAAUACUUUAAUAAUUAUUAUAUGCCCCAUCAGUUAGUUUUAUUCGUUACUGAUAAGUUUAGAAUUGCUAAGCAGUACUCUUUUAAAGCUAACAACGGGGCAAAUUUACAUCAUAUUAACUUGAAAGCAGUAUUGAAAUAUGUCAAUAUACUAAACUAUUAAUCUGUGCUUUUCAAUUUGUAUAAUUUAAGAAAAAAAAACAGUUUUGCUAUGAUAAAAAAAAUCCUGUUAAAAUAUCAAAGAAAAGACAGAUAUUUUUAUGAUUUUUUAUUUUAAAAUAUUCGCAUUUAUUCGAAACAUUCUUUUACCUGUCAUUAAUUUACUACCACGUUUAAGAAAUAAGUAACUGUUAAGAAGGUUAAUUUAUCAGUAAUUUAAUUAUUGGUAAGUUGUAAAAAUGUUAGUGAAA
Molecule: messenger RNA, 3184 nt
Organism: Plodia interpunctella (Indianmeal moth)
Lineage: Eukaryota; Metazoa; Arthropoda; Insecta; Lepidoptera; Pyralidae
Product: limbic system-associated membrane protein-like
Exons: 7
Coding region: 438-1424 (328 amino acids)
Biological process (GO): synapse organization
Cellular component (GO): neuron projection membrane
Source: RefSeq, a predicted model, not a curated record